This is a messenger RNA of Ooceraea biroi (clonal raider ant), 2439 nucleotides long. It is a transcript of the gene Adck1, whose product is annotated as aarF domain containing kinase 1. NCBI's taxonomy places the organism in Eukaryota, Metazoa, Arthropoda, Insecta, Hymenoptera, Formicidae. Gene Ontology annotation, biological process: mitochondrion organization; lipid homeostasis. Gene Ontology annotation, cellular component: mitochondrial inner membrane. The record is from RefSeq and is a predicted model, not a curated record.
AUUUUACCUAAACUAACUUAUAUUAUUUUACUCAUAUUAUUUAUUAUCAGAAAAAAUAUAAAGAAAAAAAAUAUAAGCCUAAUAAUAAGUCUCUGUAACAUAGUUCGAAAGUUCCUUUAGAGAUGGCAAAGUUAUGCGUUUUUUCUGCGGACUUUUUGUAAUUUGGCAGCAUGCAAUGGGCCACAUAACCUGCCUUGUGGCAUUUGUAUAUACUUAUAUCACAAACAUAUACAUGCCUAUGAUUUAUAUAUAAAAAAAACGUUCCUUUUUAUAGGUUAUCCACGUUUUCACCGAUGCCGUUUAUAACCACGUGGUCGAUCCAAGACCGCAAAAGCCGAGAUGCGGUAACUGAGGAAUGCAUAAAAUUAACACAGAACCCCGAAUCGCUAAUGAGACUCGUCCGAGUGAUACGUAAGAGGUUAGGCGAUCGUUCAUAGGAGGUUAGUUUGCCAAGAGCGAUGCCACGGUGACGUUUCCAUAUCGCGCGAGAUUACGCAAAGUUUAAUUUAACGCUUUUAGUCAAGCUAUAUCUACCGCAACGACAAUGUUCACGUCAAGAAGGAGGCUGCUGAAAGCCGCUGUGGUCGGGACAAUCGGGCUGGGCACUCUGGCAUCUCUCCGAGCGAACGAGUACGACGUCGGAGCGAUCGGAAUCGUACGACUGAGUCGAGCCGCGCUCACGGUGCUCGAGAUAGGUCGCCACUACAAGAGGGAACUGUACAACAGCAAGCUGGACAAGACGUCAGCCGAGUACCUGCGACUGAAGUCUGACGUUCAUAAAUUCGGGGCGCAAAAGCUGCUGGGGCUGUGCUGCGCCAACAAAGGCGUCUACAUCAAGGUGGGCCAGCACAUAGGCGCGUUGGACUACCUGCUGCCGCAGGAGUACGUACAGACCCUGCGAGUGUUGCACAGUUCAGCGCCCCAGUCCUCGUUCAAGGACAUCCUCACGGUGAUCAGAGAGGACUUCAAGCGGGACCCGUACGAGAUAUUUCAGAGCAUCGACCCAGAGCCGCUGGGCACCGCCAGCCUCGCGCAGGUGCACCGUGCCGUGCUGAAGAACGGCGACCUGGUGGCGGUGAAGGUGCAGCACCGCGCGGUCAAGAGCAACUCGUACAUCGACAUCCGGACGAUGUCGACCCUGGUGAAGAUUACGUCGUACGUGUUCCCGGACUUCAAGUUCGACUGGCUGGUCGACGAGACGAAGCGCAACAUCCCGCAGGAGCUGGACUUCGCCCACGAGGGGAGGAACGCGGAGAAGGUGCAGCGGCUGUUCGGCGACUAUCGGUGGCUGCGGGUGCCGCGGAUACACUGGGACGCGACGUCCCCGCGCGUCCUUACGAUGGAGUUCCUGGACGGCGGCCACGUGAACGACCUCGAGUACAUGCGCGCCCACCAGCUGAAUCCGUACGAGGUCACCAGCAAGCUCGGCCGCCUCUACAGCCACAUGAUCUUCAUCGAGGGCUUCGUGCACUCGGAUCCGCAUCCGGGCAACAUCCUCGUGCGCAACUGCGGCUCUCAGGCGGAGAUCAUACUACUGGAUCACGGCCUGUACGCCGACCUGUCCGACCAAUUCCGCUGGGAGUACUCGAAGCUCUGGCUGGCGAUCCUGGACGGCGAUCGCACCGCCAUGAAGGAGCACUGCGCGCGCCUAGGCGUCGCUGAUCAGUACGGCCUGCUGUCGUGCAUGGUCUCGGGUCGCUCGUGGGACACGAUCGUGUCGGGAGUGCGCAGGAAGCGCUACGACGACCGCGAGAAGGAGCUGUUCCAGCAGCACAUCCCGAACCUCCUGCCGCAAAUCAGCGGCGUGCUGGACCGCGUCAACCGACAGAUGCUGCUGAUCCUCAAGACGAAUGACCUGAUGCGCGGCAUCGAGCACGCGCUGCGCACCCACUCCAGAAUGUCGGCGAUGAUGGAGAUGUCCAGGUGCUGCGUGCGCUCCGUCUACGGCGAGAAGUUGCGGCAGUGUGCGACCGUCUGGGACCGAUUCCGGACAUCGUCGGCGGAGCGCUGGGCGCUGCUCAAACUGUCGUUGUAUUACGUGUACCUGGGCCUGGUAAACUUUGACCUGAAUAACUCCGUCGACUCUCUAUGGACGAAAGACUUUUAUCCGUUUUAAUGAAAUUUCUUGCCUAGAUCAAAUGCAAUUCUGUCGGAUGUCUAAUCGUCUUUCUCCAUUGUCUUCGCUUAGAAGAUUCAUGAUCGAAAAUACGACUUUGCUCAAAAGAUCCUUACGAAAUAUGAAUCUUCCAUUUGCUCCAUCGAUGUAAAUAAAUAUGACGAGGUUUAAUAUAUUGUACAUAGCAACUUGUAAGAUAUGUACAGCGCCUGCUUCCUCGAUUUUAUAGGGACUUUCAGAUCCACCUUGUUGAAGUUACAGACUUUGUACAUGAGAGAGGUGUUAUUUUAUACAAAUUAAAUUUUUUAUUUAAUGAACUCGUA